Culicoides brevitarsis is the source of this 2568-nucleotide messenger RNA. Its product is annotated as electroneutral sodium bicarbonate exchanger 1-like. Gene Ontology annotation, biological process: bicarbonate transport; regulation of intracellular pH; monoatomic anion transport. The transcript has 2 exons. Gene Ontology annotation, molecular function: monoatomic anion transmembrane transporter activity; solute:inorganic anion antiporter activity; sodium:bicarbonate symporter activity. The coding region runs from base 1 to 2568 and encodes 855 amino acids. NCBI's taxonomy places the organism in Eukaryota, Metazoa, Arthropoda, Insecta, Diptera, Ceratopogonidae. The record is from RefSeq and is a predicted model, not a curated record. Gene Ontology annotation, cellular component: plasma membrane.
AUGAGUCGCGACAUUGAACUUGAACAAGAAAAAUCAUUUGAAACAAACACGAACAAGAAACAAGUUUUCGUGGAACAACAACAUCUCAAUGCCGUAACCAAAAAAUGGGAAGAGACAUCACGUUGGUUGAUCUACGAGGAAUGCAUCGAAGAAGGUUCCAACAAAUGGAGUCAUCCAUUUUUGCCGAUUGUAUAUUUGCCUGCGGUCAAAGUAAUGUCUCUGAAUUUGUGUCAAGAGAACAUUUUUACGGAAAUGCAUCCCGAAACGUAUCAGGAACUCAUUUCGAAGAUACGACUUGACACAAAUAACGAACGAAAUGUCGAUGACCUGAAAUGCUUGAAACGUAUUUUGGGUUAUGAGCACGUUCAUCAACCCGAUUUGACGAAAGAUAAAGGAAGUAAUAAACGAUUCGGGCAAAAAAUCAAAGCUGUGAGAGCUGCUUCGAUCCUCACGGGCGUUUGUGAGGAACUGAGUAAGCCCAUUUGUGUUUUCAUCCGUUUGCAUGAACCGAAAUAUUUUAAAGAAUUGACGGAAAUUGAAGUUCCAACGAAGUUUAUUAUGAUUUACGUGUCGAAUACGACACAAGGCGUUAACGCAGAAGAAGUUGGAAGAGCUUUCGCAGCAUUAAUUACUGAUCGAGACUUUCUCGACUAUUGUUAUAAACAUCCCCAUUUGGAUGGCUUUGAGAAAGAAAUCAAAAAAUAUCUCGCCAAAUGUUGCGUUUUACCUCCGUUAUGGGAUCACAACACUCGAAUUGAUCCCCAAACGAUUUCCGAUCCAAGACAAUAUGAUGAACUUGAGUCGAUAACUCUCGAAGAGCAAGAAAAUUUGGAAUUUCGAAGUCAAAAUGGACUUGUACGUUCAGGAAUCAUCUUCGGAGGCUUCGUUCGCGACAUACGAAGAAAAGCUCCGCAUUAUUUGUCGGAUUUUAAAGGACUUUUCAAUCCUCAGAUCAUCUCGACGGUACUUUUCAUGUACUUUGCGUGUCUCACAGCGAUCAUAACUUUCGGAGGACUGCUCGCAAAAGCGACAAAUAAUAAUCUCGCCGCCAUCGAAUGUAUCAUGGGAGCUUUAAUCAACGGAGUUAUGUAUGCUUUGUUUUCGGGACAACCCUUAUCGUUGCUCGCAGCGACAGGACCAAUUCUCAUCUACGAAACGAUCGUUUUUGACCUUUGUGAACAAUUCGGCUUCGAUUAUAUGACAUUCCGUUUUUGGAUUGGAAUGUGGGCAAGUUUGUUCUUGCUGAUACUCGUUGCGACAGAUGCGAGUGCACUGAUGAGCUUCGUAACGCGUUUCACCGAAGACAGUUUCUCGAUGAUGGUAUGCGCUAUUUACAUUUCCACUCCAGUAAAUUAUUUAAUUAAAAAGGGCAGAGAUAAGGUGUUUGAUGUAGAAUUAAAUUGCGCAAACAAGGCGAAUGCUACGACAUUGGAGCUACAAGAAUGUAUUGAAACGGAAAAAGAUGAAGCGACUUUUUUGAUGUCGAUGAUUUUGGUUGUUUUUACGUGUCUCCUUGCGAUUUUUUUGACAAAUUUCAAGUCAACACCCUUUUUCGCUUAUCGCGUGCGUGUCAUGAUCGGGCAAUUUGCUGUUUUUGCUACAAUUGUUUUGAUGUCGGGCUUUGAUUACUUCAUGGGACUCAAAACAGACAAACUUCGCACUCCAGAAGGCUUAAAUCCAACAAGCAAUGAACGAGGAUGGUUUAUUCCGCCAACACACGAAAAAAAUCCAACAUGGUCGAUAUUUGCUGCUAUCAUCCCGGGCAUUGUAGCGACAAUUUUGAUCUUUUUGGGCAACCAGAUAACAGUUUUGAUCAUUUGUCGCAAGGAAAACAAACUGAAAAAGGGCGUCGGCUUCCAUUUGGAUUUAUUCCUCAUUACCGUAAUUGUUUUUGUGAAUUCUAUUUUUGGGCUUCCAUGGUUCAACGUUGCUGUUUUAUUGAGUAUGGGACAUCUCGAAGCUUUAAAAGUAGAAAAAGCUCCCGAAGCACCCGGAGCGAAAAUGAAAUUUCAAGGUUUUAUCGAACAACGACUUUCAGGCUUACUUGUGUCACUUUUGCUCGGAGCUUCGGUAUUUUUGACGCCUUUAUUGCGUUUCGUGCCGAUGCCUGUGUUGUAUGGCGUCUUUUUGUAUCUCGGAGUGUCGUCAAUUAAGAAAUUGGAAAUUUUACACAGACUCGCAUUAUUCUUCAUGCCUGUCAAAUACAUGCCAGAUUAUCCAUUUUUGCGAAGAGUGUCGCUAAAACGCGUUCAUAUCUACACUCUCACGCAAUUUUCUACCUUUGUGCUUUUGUGGAUUUUAAAAUCCUUCAGAGAAACGGCAUUAUUGUUUCCCGUCGUGUUGGUUUUCAUGAUUUACGUGCGUCAAUUUCUCGAAAAGUACUUUUCGCAAGACGAAUUGAGGAUGUUGGACGAGUAUUUGCCGCAUUCGACGCCGAGACCACGCAAAACGGUAUAUCAAUUCGCGAGAAAUCCGCCCGAAACGUUCAUGAAUGUGAAAAAAGCGAUUCAUCGGAUCCAUAGAAUGAGUAUCAGUAGCAUUAAGACAAAAAAUGAUCAAAUAUUUUGA